Penaeus indicus is the source of this 3681-nucleotide messenger RNA. RefSeq names its product NFX1-type zinc finger-containing protein 1-like. The transcript has 4 exons. Lineage: Eukaryota; Metazoa; Arthropoda; Malacostraca; Decapoda; Penaeidae. Gene Ontology annotation, biological process: regulatory ncRNA-mediated heterochromatin formation. Gene Ontology annotation, molecular function: helicase activity. Gene Ontology annotation, cellular component: nuclear RNA-directed RNA polymerase complex. The record is from RefSeq and is a predicted model, not a curated record. The coding region runs from base 436 to 3498 and encodes 1020 amino acids.
GAAUACUAAUCUACUGUUCAUUCUACAUCCAUUUUUCUGUUAGACAAUACAUGAAGUCAGUACUGAGAAAGUCACAUCAUUUAUAAUAAUACCUUUCCACGUCUUGCGUAUACUUUUGAUACGAUUUCAUUGAAAGAAAAAAAAAUAUAUAUAUAUAUAUAGAAAAGAAAAGAGCAACAAAAACAAAAAGUCUAAGGCAGCUCUAAGUGAUAUAAAGAACUGAAAGUUAUCAUACACUGUUGUCAAGGCACCAGUCACAGGAGCAACACGGGUUCUGAUCGCGUCUGCCCUGACAGAGGUGGGGCUGGUGCGCUGUUGCUCAAGCAGACAUUCGUUUGACUGUCAUUGUGUCUAGUGCAUUCCUACGGUGAUCAAGCCUGCAUUAGACCAGUGAAAAUGUAACUUGUUAUUUACCGGGAAAUAGUCACCAACAUCAUGAGUUGGAGGGCAAGAGAAAGCGAAGACCAUUCCGGCCCCCGAGGAAGAGGAUUUGUUCCACCUUGGAGGCAGAAAGGAAGAGAUGAUAACAGAUAUUUUCUCAUGAGAUCCCGCAGUCAAGAAGGUUGGGGGAUAGAAACUGAUUCCUUUUCCAGAAGAGGCAGAGGAAGUGAUUACAAUAAAAGGGAAGCAAGAAGUCGGGAUAACUUGUGUGAUGAUUCUUUGCCCAAGAAAAGGAGGGCCCCAAGAAAAGAAAGGCAGUAUCCCAUAGGUCGCAAACAACUUGAGCUGUUGUUGGACCAGCACCCAGAUCUUGUUGUAUUAGAACUCCUCAGAGAACAGUCAGGUUACCAGCUAUAUCUUCAACAAGAUAUAGUAUGUAACGACAGCCUGAUAUUGUUGAUAAGGGUUCUUGCAAGGGCAUGCUCAGCAAAAUCCAAUAAGCAAAAUUUGUUUGAAUUGUUCUGUAUGACCUGUGAACAGAAAUUUAUGGAUAGAUUGUGUGCCUUCUCAAUGACAAUUAAAAGGCAAUAUCCCAGUGAGGCUAGUACUUACUUUCUAAAUCUACACAUUUUUCUUGAAACCUUUGCCACUGCAAUGACUACAAAUGCCAUUGAUAGAAUUGCGGACUUGACUGAUACCUGCAUAUCCGCAUUGGGUAUUUUGCAAGACCAAGGUUUUGUGGAAGCAGAAGUGAAGGAGAAGUAUGAAGAAUUACAAAAAAUGUUAAGUGAAGCCAGAGAGAAGUGGACCCACAAGAAAUCCCAAGCAUCUACACACAAGGGGAAGUAUAUGAUGGAUGACAUGGAACCACCAGAUGACUUCAGAGAACUGCCUGUCCAUCCAGUUGCCUAUGAUCUCUCAAAACAGCAGCGCCCUUUUCUCCGCAGGAACAUAGUUGAAGGGAAGUAUAAAGAUGGUCAACAUUACUUAGAUAUUCAGUUCCGUCUCCUGCGUGAAGAUUUUGUCAGACCAUUAAGAAAUGGAAUAAAUGAUUUCAGAGAUGAUACGAAGAAUAUUAGAGAAGUGAGAAUUUAUAGAAAUGUAUUCAUUGUUGAGUCUGAUAUCAAAAGAAAAUGCCUAAUCCAUUACAUUCAGCUGAACUUGCCUAAACACUUAAAGGUGGAAAAUUCAAAGAGACUGUUGUAUGGGAACCUGUUAUGUUUUUCACAGGACAAUUUCAGAAGUAUGGUUCUUGCAUCAGUUGCAGAAAGGGAUGUAGAUAUGGCUAAAAAAGGAAUGAUCGGAGUGAAGUUUGAGAGUGACAUUCAAGAUUUUGACAUGUCUGGAAAGUUUACAGUGGCUGAGUCACGAGCAUAUUUUAUGGCAUACAAGCAUGUUCUCCAAACCCUACAAGACAUGAGUGGUAAUCCAGUUCCAAUGGAAGAAUACAUUGUCCAUGUUAAUCAUGAUGUGAAAAUCCCAACCUAUUUGGACAUGGAAGAUAGAUCAUAUGAUUUGCGUGUGGUAAGAGAUAUAACUAUGAUGAAAAAGAGUGAAAUUAAAAAUAAACUAGAAUGUCUUUUGCACAAGAAUUAUUCAGAUUCUAAGGAAGAGUCAAUUUCCGAGAAAGACUCGGAUAACAGCUUGGAAGAACUGCGCAGUGUUCCAAUGUGUCAUGGCUUAGAAGCUUGGCCUUCUUCUCUAGAUAUGGGAUUGGAUACAUCUCAGCACAAGGCAUUGCAUGGGGCACUAACUCGACAGUUUGCAAUUAUACAAGGACCUCCUGGCACUGGUAAGACUUUCAUAGGGUUAAAGAUCACUCAGACUCUUCUCCAUAAUAGUCAAUUCUGGAAAAAUGAAGAAGAUCCAACCCCAAUACUUGUUGUAUGUUAUACAAACCAUGCACUGGAUCAGUUUUUGGAAGGAAUGAUGUCAUAUACGAAGAGUAUUGUAAGAGUUGGGUCAAGAAGCAAAAACGAAGCACUAAGUAACUAUCAGAUAAACUACCUUGCACGGUCUGUACGUCUGUCCCGGGGAAUACCAGACGCUAUAUUUGGCUGGAGUUCACAAUUAUAUGAUAAUGUUGUAGAAAUGGAAUAUAAGAUUAAACAUCUAAGAGUCAUUGCAAAAACCUGUGUUGCUCUUGAAGGAAUUUUGACCCUAGAAAGCUUUCUGCAAGAAGAUAUUAUCCCAAAACAUUUACAAAGUCAAUUAAUGGCAAGCAGCAAUCAAAUGACAAAGUGGUUGUUGCUUAACAUGCAACAGGAUGACCUUAGAAAUGCUUCAUUUGAAGAAGUGCCUCAGCCUUAUGAAGGAUAUCCAGCAGCAAGAGAGGUGGCUGGGCCUCAAGAGAAUGACAUGCAAGAAAAUGACGAUGGGCUUGAUAAAGAUCAAGAUGACUAUUUCCAAGAUGCAGAGGAACUGAUACAACUCGAAGAGGAAGAUAGGAGACUUGAUGAUCUAGAUGAUAUACCCAUGACAGAUCAAAGAAUGACAGUGCGUUAUGAAAUAACAUAUCAGAUGCUUGAUAGAAGUAUGGAAGAACUCAGCAACCGUGAAACUGACCUAGAAGAAUAUUUCCGGCAUGCAAUAUAUAAAAGUCAGAAAGAAUGUCUUAUGAGAGGUUUAAAUUUACCUGAAAGUCAUGCAGAAAUGGAGAAGUUAGAGAGCCUGGACAUAAAUAUCUGGAGAUUGGAUUUUCUGACAAGAUGGAGGCUAUACAAAUUUUGGUUACUUAAACUGUAUCAGAAAGUCAUGAAAAAGCUGACGGUCCUGGAAGCAACAUUUCAGAGGAAGGCCAUAGCUCUUCAGGAGGUAAAAAACCAAGAGUUUCUGCAUAUAAUGCGACAUCACUCUAUUGUGGGUAUGACCACUACAGGUGCAGCGCAAUACAGUGCAGUAAUGCAAGACCUCGCACCAGCGAUUGUGAUCAUUGAAGAAGCAGCAGAAAUACUGGAGUCACAUGUUAUCACAGCUCUAACUUCAAAAUGUCAGCAUCUAAUUCUUAUUGGAGAUCAUCAGCAACUGCGACCAAGUGCAACCGUGUACGAGCUAGCAACAAAGUAUGGCCUGGAAACUUCUCUCUUUGAAAGAAUGAUCAAAAAUGGAUUAGCGUGAGUGUAACUUGCUGUAAUUUGCGUUGAGUUGUAUAAUCUUGGCCAGGCAGAAAGCAUUUUAUAUCUUACAAUGGUCUUUGUGGUUAUAGAUUAUAGAUAUCCAAUAUAAUACACGCUCACGCACGCACGCACGCACGCACGCUCACUCACUCACUCACUCACUCACUCACUCACUCACUCACUC